Messenger RNA from Fusarium poae, 486 nucleotides. RefSeq lists its product as uncharacterized. The record is from RefSeq and is a predicted model, not a curated record. Bases 1 to 486 code for a protein of 161 amino acids. Lineage: Eukaryota; Fungi; Ascomycota; Sordariomycetes; Hypocreales; Nectriaceae. The transcript is spliced from 2 exons.
AUGACCCAUCCAUCUUUUCACGACCAACUCGGCAGCUACUGGUUCUUCGCUCCUCUGAAUUGCCUGUUCUUGCAAAACCAUCUCCACCGUCAGCGGAUUGGCACUGCAACAGUUGCUGAGUCGACACUGAUCAAGCUCGCCAGCUCCCGAGCCCUUACCAAAUCUGAUCUAGGCUCACAGAGGCUGGCGCGUGCGCUACAGCACGGUGGUUAUCAGCCAGCACCUGUUGGUCCAAAGGCCGACUCAAGUUUCAACGCGGCGCAACGCAGCUCGACAUUUUCGGCAACAGUUAUCGUCCUGCAGACUACUGCAGAGCAUCGGCCAUUGUUGUCCUGGUUGGCCAGAGUAGGUCUCAUAUUUGACUUGGCUAUCUCUCAGCGAGUCACCAUAUCCAAUAUGAGCACUGUUACCUUGGACACUGCGUCGAGACAUGACUGCACGCAGUCUGCAGCUAUUUACAGAACGGUACUUCUGUUGGUAUCUUAA